AUCGAUAACGACUGUCAUCGUCGUCAUCCCCGCACGGAUUACUGAUCAUCGAUGUGCGUUGGGGUAGAAUUUUCAAACCUCAAAUUUCCAAUUCUCUCUUCCAUUGCUGUCACUUAUACGUACUGAACUGGCAGACACUCAUAAUAGCGUCACAAUGUCAAAAGCAAUCUUCAUGUCCCAAGUGGACGGCAGACCCGGCCAAGUCUACUACCCCCUCUCCGUCCAGACAUUGCCUUUGCCGACACCCCAGGGGCGCGAGCUCCUGGUAAAAAUGACUGCGGCCUCACUCAAUCAUCGUGAUGUUUUCCUGCGGCAACAUCUAUACCCGGGUGCCACUUUCGAUGUUCCCCUCGGCGCAGACGGGGUGGGAGUGGUUGUCGGCGCUGGCCCCGAUGUAACAAAUCCCGAACGGUGGCAGGGCAGGCGAGUGAUUCUGAACCCUGGGACGGGCUGGAACGAUUCUCCGGACGGACCGGAAGAUCCCAAAGGCUAUCGCAUCAUGGGCGGAACAAAGGUCUACAACAAGGGUACACUGCAGGAAUACCUCACCAUUGAAGAGUCCGAGGUGGAAGAAGCUCCCGAGCAUCUGUCGGAUGCGGAAGCCGCUGCGUUGCCAUUGACUGGAUUGACGGGGUGGAGAGCAUUGGUGGUCAAGGCGGGCGAAAGGAAUUCUGGCAAAGGCGCGGCUGUCUUGAUCACGGGGAUUGGCGGUGGCGUUGCGCUGAUGGCUCUCCGUUUCGCGGUGGCAAGGGGUGCGGAUGUCUAUGUGACCAGUUCGAGCGAGGAGAAGAUUCAAAAAGCCGUGGCACUAGGCGCCAGAGGUGGUGUGAGCUACAAGGAGGAUGGAUGGGAGAAGAACCUUUUUGGUAUGCUUCCCAGCGGCAAGCGGAACUUUGACGCCAUCAUCGAUGGUGCAGGUGGUGACUCUGUCGAGAAGGCAACCAAGUUGCUCAAGGCUGGUGGUGUCCUCUCCGUUUAUGGAAUGACCGUGUCCCCCAAGAUGCCUUUCCUGAUGCAGGCUGUUUUGAAGAACAUUGACGUGCGAGGCUCUACCAUGGGCUCCCGCAAGGAGUUCAAAGAGAUGAUUGAUUUCGUCAAGGCGAACAAGAUCCAUCCAGUGAUUUCUCGCGUCGUGCAGACCGAUCUGGGCGAUGUCGAGGGACUUGACAGUUUAUUCCAGGACAUGAAAGAAGGAAAGCAAUUCGGGAAGCUGGUAAUCGAGUUCGGAAAGUCUUCAGGAAGCAAGCUAUAAUCUGGCUUCAGAAGACUUUGACGCACGUCUCUAACUGAAUAGACGGGAUAAAGUACAUAGCUCACGAAUGAUGAUAUUAAACUGUGCCUUCCAUGUAGUGGGUGGCUCUUGCCUUGGUACCUCCAACA
This is a messenger RNA of Aspergillus novofumigatus IBT 16806, 1380 nucleotides long. Its product is annotated as putative alcohol dehydrogenase. NCBI's taxonomy places the organism in Eukaryota, Fungi, Ascomycota, Eurotiomycetes, Eurotiales, Aspergillaceae. The record is from RefSeq and is a predicted model, not a curated record. The transcript has 2 exons. Bases 155 to 1252 code for a protein of 365 amino acids. Gene Ontology annotation, molecular function: oxidoreductase activity.